This is a messenger RNA of Anopheles coluzzii, 1248 nucleotides long. It is a transcript of the gene Der-1, whose product is annotated as derlin-1. Bases 218 to 982 code for a protein of 254 amino acids. Gene Ontology annotation, molecular function: ubiquitin-specific protease binding; misfolded protein binding. Lineage: Eukaryota; Metazoa; Arthropoda; Insecta; Diptera; Culicidae. The record is from RefSeq and is a predicted model, not a curated record. Gene Ontology annotation, biological process: endoplasmic reticulum unfolded protein response. The transcript is spliced from 4 exons. Gene Ontology annotation, cellular component: Hrd1p ubiquitin ligase ERAD-L complex; endoplasmic reticulum membrane.
UCAACAAGCACCACGUCAUUUCACCGGGAUGUAAAAAAUAUCAAAACAAAUAACCUGGCGACAAAUUUUCCUCGCCUUUUCCGUACGUGUAUUUUCUGAUGCAAACCAGUGAGUGAGAAAGAAGUUGCACGUGUUGAAUCAUUCUUUAUUGCCGUCUGGUCCUUCAUCGUACCGUCGAAAUUCUAACCAGUCAGCUGCCCAUCCCGAUACUACAAUCAUGAGCGAUUUCCAAACCUGGUACAAACAGGUACCGCCGUUUACGCGGAUCUGGCUGACGGCAACCGUCGGCAUAUCGCUGCUGGCCAAAAUUGGUCUCCUACCGAUCAGCUAUCUCAUCCUGCAGUCUGCACCAUUCUUCUACAAACUACAGCUAUGGAGGCCUAUGACGGCGGUCCUGUUCUACCCGCUGAACCCGGCGACAGGGUUCCAUUUUAUGAUGAACUGCUACUUCCUGUACAACUACUCCCUGCGGCUAGAGUCGGACCACUACAAACAAAAGCCGGGAGACUACUUUUUCAUGCUCUUUUUCAACUGGAUCCUGUGUGUGAUCGUCGGACUGGUGAUGGACCUUCCCAUACUGAUGGACCCGAUGGUGCUUUCGGUGCUGUACGUCUGGUGCAAACUGAACCAAGACGUGAUCGUAACCUUCUGGUUCGGAACGCGCUUCAAGGCGAUGUACCUGCCGUGGGUGCUGCUCGGCAUGAACAUGAUCCUUUCGUCAGGAAGCAUAUUCUCGCUGGUGGGCAUCUUCGUGGGCCAUGCGUACUAUUUCCUCAAGUUUAGCUAUCCGAGCGAACUCGGUGGGCCGGCCCUGAUCGAGACGCCGUUCUUCAUCAAGCGUUACUUCCCGGAUGUUCAGGGUGGCACGCAUGGAUUCGGUGUUCCGCCGGUCGGGCAGCGGCCAGUGCAGCAGCAGCAGCAAGGCGAUAUGGCUGGCUUCCGCCAUGCUUGGGGCGUUGGUCAUACGCUUGGGCGUAACUAAAUUGUCCGUGUAAUGGAGUGCUGUUGUACAUAGACCAACGAGAAAACCUGUGAGCUGCAUAAUGCUUUCGGAUAGGGGAAAAUGAAACACCGUUGUCGUCAAUAUGUCGUCGUUGUCGUCGUAUCUUCUCAAGCUUUGCUGUGGCUGCGGAAAGUCUUUUUUGCGUUUAUUUCGUUAAGUACACUCAAACACUAGCAGACAGUCGGGAGAAGGGCUCGGAAAUGUCGUCUUUUUUCUAAUAUAAUAAAUAUUUAAUCUGAACUAAA